GGAAACAGAACAUCCAAAUCGCUAAAGAACUGACACACCUGCCCCCUCCCACGAUAUUUCCAUUAAUUCAGGCAAGGAGGCCAUGAAGGAACCCCACUGGUCACCUCGACCUCGUUAACCCAGACUCUGAUCCCCGCGGGACGGGCCAAGCGGUCACCUGUCCCUGCGUGGGCUGGGCCCCAGGGACCCGCCACGUUUGACACAAAACUUCCCAGAACGAGGCGGCCGAGCAGCACAGGUUCCCGAACGGGCCACCCUGAAUCCCAACUUCUGCCUUUGACGGGACAGACACACUCGGAGCUGAGGGCACAUCGCGUCAGACCUUCAAGUACUUUGUUUGUGCCAAAUCAUUACCACUUGCCACAUGAGUCUAAAUCAUGACGGAUGCCAAGUAUGUCCUUUGCAGAUGGAAAAAGCGAUUAUGGCCCGCAAAGGUCCUGGCCGGAACUGAAAAGUCAGCCAAAAAUAAGAGGAAAAAAGGAUAUUUUCUAAACGUUCAGAUACUCUCCUUAGACAAAAAGAUUAAGGUGAAGAGCGCGGAAGCCAAGGUCCUGAGAAAGGUGCACAUCGAAGACAUCGCCUCCUCAUUAGCCUCGCAGGACGGGACUCCUGCUGCGCCCCUGGAGGAGCUGACCUACCGGCGGUCACUCCGCGUGGCUCUGGAUGUCUUGAACGAAAGACAGGGGAGCUCUUCCAGGGAAGGAACGACCCCUCGGCCUCCAAGAGUGAAGCCCAUGGAACCAGCCUCCUGGCCCCCCAAGCCUAGCCUUUCCCCAUCAUUCCUUGAAGACACGGCGGGCAGUCCGGGGCCAACAAAGAGGGAACGCGUGUCCCAGAGGCUGUUCGGCCUGCCAGCUGGUGAGGAGGAUCUGGAGUACGGAGUGGACCACAAGGAGGGGCUCAAGAGGAGUGGAGGCCUGGAUGCCCCGGCUGUGUGUUCAGCCAGCGGUGGCGCUCAGGACAGGGAGGCAUCCAGAAAACAGCGGGCAGACUGGAUGACACCCCUCGGUAAACAAGGGAGGAACCCGGCACAGGGACCCCGCUCAGGUCAGAGAGUGGCUCCAUCCUCAGAGGGAGCCGGCCAGGAAGAUGGUGAGACAGGGCCCGGCCCGGCAGCGCUGUGCUCGCCUCCCGGAGGCAGGGACCUGAGUCCCCUGGAUGGCUGUCCCGCAGAGCACCUGGGCCUGGACAGUGGCCAGAGGCCGAGGGCUCACAUGAGUCCCCACAGCCCUGCUCAGCUCGGCCCCACAGAGGAGGCAGCAGACACCCGGCCACUGGAGGAAGCCCGACCAUUGUCUGAAGAGUUUAUGGAGCCAAGCGCUGUGAACUCUCUCCUGGAGGAGGACGAGGAUGACGAGGAGCCCCCAAGAAUCCUGCUGUAUCACGAACCACGUUCAUUUGAAGUAGGGAUGCUAGUCUGGCAUAAAUACCAAAAAUACCCCUUCUGGCCGGCCGUGGUCAAGAGCGUCAGGCGGAGAGAUAAGAAGGCGAGCGUGCUCUUCAUUGAAGGGAACAUGAACCCCAGAGGGAGAGGUAUCUCAGUGUUGCUCCGACGACUGAAGCACUUUGACUGCAAAGAGAAGCAGGCACUUUUGGACGAGGCAAGGGAGGACUUUGCCCAGGCCAUCGGCUGGUGUGUCUCCCUCAUCACUGACUACAGGGUCCGGCUUGGUGCGUGGGGCUGGGGCAGUGAUGUGGGCUUCCCUUCAUGCCCCCAGGGCUGUGGCUCCUUCGCCGGCUCUUUCCUGGAAUACUAUGCGGCUGACAUAAGCUCCCCUGUCCGCAAGUCCAUCCAGCAGGACGUUCAGGGGACGAGGUUCCCCCAGCUGAGCGGGGGAGACCCCGAGGAGCCUGUGGCUGGGAGCCCACAGGGCAGGAGGCCAGCCUACAGGAAGGUGCUGCCCGACCGCUCGCGGGCCGCCCGGGAUCGGGCCAACCAGAAGCUGGUAGAGUACAUUGUGAAGGCACGGGGCGCCGAGAGCCACCUGCGGGCCAUCCUGAGGAACAGGAAGCCAUCCCGGUGGCUGAAGACCUUCUUGAGCUCUGGCCAGUACAUGACCUGUGUGGAGACAUACCUGGAGGACGAGGAGCAGCUGGACCUGGUGGUCAAGUACCUGCAGGGCGUGUACAAGCAGGCGGGCUGCCAGCUGCUGGCACGUGGGCACGGAGACGGCAUCCGUUUCAUCCUGGACGUGUUACUGCCUGAGCAGUGGCCUUGCUCCAUAUGCUCCUCCAGCCCCUUCUUCUGGACACACUGUAAUGCCAUCAUCUGCGCGAUCUCAGCAGUAGACGCAGUGGACUACAAGACGGCCGAGGAGAAGUACAUCCGAGGACCGGCGCUGAGCUCCCGGGAAAAAGAAAUAUUUGAUAACCAGCUCCUAGAAGAACGGAAUCGGCGAUGCUGAAGCAGGCGGUGGCAGUGCUCCAUGCCUGCGCUCUGGGGGCCGGGCAGGCCGUUUGCCUCCUUCUGUCUGUGGGUUCUAUUUUCCUGGCUCUUGUGGAAGGUAUACUUCCCAACAGGCUUUUAAAGAAAAGAAACACUUUAUUUUAUUUUUUUUUUAAAUUUCACGUCAUUACCUGUGACUGUACUGUGUAGGUUCAUAGAAGGUGCACAUUUGUUUUUUAUGUUGAAAAGCAUUGUAUCUGACAUUCAACAGGAGUUUUAAAGACAUACGAGUGUGCUGCUCUCGGCACAUCAGCGUGUUUUUCCAUUUGUUUCUCUCUUCUGUGCGGUUCCUCUCACACUGGCUCCUGAGUUUGCUGUGCCUCUGUUCUGUGUUUUUGAGAAAACCCGGUGUUUGUGAGAGGCAGCCCAGAGACCAGCUGCCGUCCGCAUUCUUGCCUCUGCUGGCACUCGGGCAGGGGAGAGGCAGACCUUGAACCUCUCCAGCCACUUCCUCCUCGGUCUCUCUGUGGGUUUCUCCACCCAGCCUGCACUCCUGGGCCGGUGUGACAAUCCCUAGUGGCCAUUGCUCCCAUCCAGCCUGGCCAGGGUCACUGUGCAUGUGGCCUGGGCUGUGGGGUUGUGGCCUGGCACCUGCGGAAACCAGCCCUUUGUCUUAAAGCCAGAGCAUGGAUAGGUCCCCUGCUGCCCGAGGGUCCCAGGCUAGGUGCCUGAAGGCUGGGUCCUCAGUGCGGUCACAGAAAUUCUAUACACCACAGAUUAUUUAUUCUAAGCUGACGCGGAGCUGCUUGUGGAAGGAGACCGCCAGCUCCCCACUGUGAUGGCUGCACCACAAAGUCUGAGCCUGGCCAGUGGGGAGAGGUUCUUGUGGGGGUUAGGGAGGUGGAGGGGUGAAGGAGUGGGCCCUGACCAGAGUGGAGUGGUCCAGGAGGAAGGAGGCAUAGCCAUCCCUGCAGGCACCGGGCACCGGCAUGUGACCUCUCUGCUGGUUUUGCAUGACCCUGAGCAGAGGUGCAGCCGCUGGCCCGAGGUCCGGCUGAGCCACCCUCCAAGGAGACCCCAGGGAUGUCCUGGCUGGGCUGGCUUGGAAGGACUCACCCGCUUCUGGAAGGUCCUUUGACAAUGAGCCUUCUUGAAGCAGGUCCGGGUGGAGAGCAGUACGCUCUUGGGGGCAGGGGACCACAUGAACUAUUCCAUUACCGUCGGGUAUUUUUAUAUAUCUGUUCUGAGGUCUGCUUGUGGAACUGAACUGUUGAGACUGGAAUUAAAGGCCGUUUUGCA
Messenger RNA from Bubalus bubalis (water buffalo), 3685 nucleotides. It is a transcript of the gene PWWP3A, whose product is annotated as PWWP domain containing 3A, DNA repair factor. The coding region runs from base 378 to 2405 and encodes 675 amino acids. NCBI's taxonomy places the organism in Eukaryota, Metazoa, Chordata, Mammalia, Artiodactyla, Bovidae. Gene Ontology annotation, molecular function: nucleosome binding. The transcript has 15 exons. Gene Ontology annotation, cellular component: nucleus; cytosol. Gene Ontology annotation, biological process: chromatin organization; DNA repair. The record is from RefSeq and is a predicted model, not a curated record.